UUUUUUUUUAACUUUGAACAUUAACCUAUAUUGUGUUCACAUCCUCAACAUAUUAAAGUCAAAAUAUCCAUUUCGGAGCUCAACGCCACUCGUCUCGUGUUGUGUAUCUGUCUGACUAGCGAGUAGUCUAGUUGUCUACAUGGCUCUCGUGCGUCCGUGUGAAACUGACUCGUGCUGGAAAUGUCCGGCCCCCCCUGAUGUGACAAAGUAGCGAGCCGCCGCCCCUCUACUGUCGUGUAGUCCUCCGAGACCGCGCAGCCAUCUGAAGAGGAAAAGCUGGGGAUGGUUGCCAGUGGCCUGAGGUACUUCCUGUGCUACGGCGGCGCGUGGAUCCUGCUGGCGAUCCUCCACGAAGCGGCCGGAUGCCAACGCAUCUUCCAUCAGCGAGCCGGUGACACGGUGGAGCUCCCGUCGUGUUUACCCGGAGACGACGUCACCGCCGCCCACUGGAACUACAAAGGCAGGAAAGUGGCAGGGGACGGUGCCAGGGAGGCGGACCGCUUCACCGGGAGAAUGCAGCUCAACCGCCGUAACUACAGUCUAACGCUGAGGGCCUUGACCCGAGAGGACUCGGGCAUCUUCAGCUUCGUGUCGGCUGUCAACGACAGCCAGCGAGGGACCGUGGAAAUCACCCUGCAAGUUCACGAGCCCAUAAUGGCGAAACCCACGGUGACCGUCAACGCCACGUGGCACGCCGCCAACCACUCGUGCAGCCUUCUGCUGCGCUGCAGCGCCCCCGCCGGCGGGGGUCCGGUGGAGUACAAGUGGCGCGUGGGCAACGCGAGCCUGAGCGGCGCGUGGUGCCAGAUGAGCGUGCCGCCGCGGGACGGCGCCCAUGAGGUCCAGUGCACCGUCUUCAACGCCGUGAGCGCCGAAUCCACCUCAGCCUCCGUGACGUGCGGCAACAACACUUCCUUCGAGGUGUCGCUGACAGAGGCGCCGAACUUCGCAGUUGUCGUCAGCGCGGCGGCGGGAGCUUUUUGUCUUCUCGUCCUGGUAGCCGCGGUUGCCGUGGGCGCCUUCCGCCGCUGGCGCCGGCAAACACGCUGGAAGUCGGAGGAGGCGACGGUCUACGCAGACAUUAGCGAGGUGGCGCAAGAGUGCGCGAGCGCGCACACGGCUGAGACGCACUUGCUGACGCUCUACGACAAGAUCCAGCCGGACCGCCUGGCCCUGCAAGACCAGGCCCCCUAGAGCCCCAUUUUGCGGAGUCUGGAGUGUUUUGGAGGGGGGAUAGUACACUGAAGACUUCUUCACAUUUGGUCACCACAAAAAGCCUCGGAUUUGAUUGCAUUAAGUCACGUAGCAUUACUUAGCACCCAGAAUACAUUCGUACAAAACACAAAACUAAAGUAUUGUGUGUUUUCGUUUUUGUUUUUUUUUUCACCUGGGGGCACUGUAAGACAGACUUGGUUAUAUCGUACUGGAGAGAAAGCUCCUUCCUGAGCUUGUCAGUACAGCAGUAGUAGUCAUUCUUCACAGAGGAUAAAGAAAUACGUGGGGUUUUUUUUGUGUUUGUUUUGUUCAGAUAUCCAUUGUUUUAAGCGGAACGAUAAUGCUGAAUAGACGCUAAUCGUUAGCCCGUGUGGCUAUGGAGUUCCUCAUUGUGUAUUAGUAUUCAUGUCAUGCCGGGUCUGGUGUUCCUUUAAAUACACAGUGUAAUUCUCUUUGUUUUAAAUGUUGUUUGACAGUGACCGUCAGCUGAGAGGUUAAAAAAAAAAAAAACUGCUUCAGCUUUUUUUUUUUUUUUUUUUUAAAAAAGAACAUUUACUAAUGUAAUCAGCCACACUGAAUUGAAGGAAAACAACUGCCCAUGCGAUGCCUCGUAUUUCAAAAACAUUCAUUCAAAUUCAAAACACGUCCAAUGUAGGGAUAAAAAGUACAAAGUUGUCAGAAAAAUAAAUACUCAAGUCACAUACAGUCGAUUUUGGGUUGAAAUA
This is a messenger RNA of Syngnathoides biaculeatus (alligator pipefish), 1940 nucleotides long. RefSeq lists its product as uncharacterized. The transcript has 5 exons. The record is from RefSeq and is a predicted model, not a curated record. NCBI's taxonomy places the organism in Eukaryota, Metazoa, Chordata, Actinopteri, Syngnathiformes, Syngnathidae. The coding region runs from base 283 to 1194 and encodes 303 amino acids.